AGCUAUCAAUCAAGUCAUCAAUCCCAGCUGCAGCGCAGCCAAGCUGACUUUAUAGUGGACCUUCCUCCACAUGACUUCUUUUAUUUGACAUGCCGGUCCUUAGGGGGGAGCCUGCUCACCAUUCUUGGGCUUCAAAUGAGGUGAAUGACGACAUGGUGGACUUGUACAAGAAACGCUUCUGCCAUAAGACAAUUGCUGCUUUCUCCAGCGAGGAGGACCAAGAGGACGAUGCACAAGAUGAGACGCAUUUAUUUUGAUUUGCUGGAGGAGGAGGAACAGGAGGAAGAGAACCCAGAAGAUGAAGAUAAACCAGAUCCGAGCACGCUGACCGAUGACGACCUUAAAGCUGCAUUACUUGUGCAUGGCGUCAAAGCCGGGCCCAUAGUGGGCACCACCAGGUCCUUGUAUGAGAGGAAGCUCAGGAGGCUCCAGGCUGGCAGACAGGAGCCCUCCAAGACCGAGAUAAUUCUGCUGUGUUCUGACAGUGAGGAGGACAAUGAAGCAGGUUGCAAUGGACCAGAAGAACAAGAAAGCAGCCAGAAUGGACGUUAUGGUUACCCACAAUGCUUUUUGCCUUCAUCAAAACUGUGUCCUGUAACUUAUGUCUCCCGGCAUUCUGAAGCUAAGCAGUCUGUGGGGAAGGUUACCAAAUCCUCAAUGCCAAGUGUUCCCACUGCCAAUGGAAUGAACGCAGCAUCAACUUCACAUCAACGCUCCGGAUUAGAAACAAAGGUUGUGGCUGAAUCCAUCCAGACUUCUACCUUACCAAGCAGGAAGUUCAGCAUCAUUCAAAUGGUUGAAGAGAUGGAGAGUCGGAAGUCUGAUGUGAAUGAGAGUGAAGUUCAUGAGCAUCGGUCUCCAGCCAAUAGCUCGGACACGAUGUCAGCGAUGGAUGAGAGGAGGCGGUCCCAAUACUACACUCCAAUGGUGUCCCCUUAUAAAAGGAAAGAAAAGGACCCAGUCAACGAUGCUUUCAAGGACAUUAAGACCACACCCAUAGUGAUCAACGCCACCUGUCGUCGGCCCAUCAAGGGUGCAGCAAGGAGGCCCAUCCGGUUCACCUACCCUCAAACCCCAGUCAGCCCCACCACUCAGGAGAGAAGGGAAGUGCAACGCCGCUUGGUACCCAUGCAGAUCCAAUUUGCGGUGUUUAUCUUCAUCGCCGUGCUGCUUUUUAUUGUUGAUGACGGGCCUCUGACUCCAACCUUGGCACGGAUAUAUAAAUUGAUGCUAAACUUUGGUAGCGAGGGGGCAUCAGCAGUCUCGGGACAGGACUAAAUGGUUUGUCUUUACACUUCUGAGCAUACUUACACUAUAUUGUGGGGUAUAUAGCACAAUUCUAUUUUUUAGGUUUAUGUAUUUGGUGAAAGUAUUUUUAAGUCCAGUUAUAUUGCUUGUGUAUUUUUGUCUUUUUUU
This is a messenger RNA of Doryrhamphus excisus (bluestripe pipefish), 1416 nucleotides long. The record is from RefSeq and is a predicted model, not a curated record. NCBI's taxonomy places the organism in Eukaryota, Metazoa, Chordata, Actinopteri, Syngnathiformes, Syngnathidae.